CUCCCAUGAUUUAUAUGUCAUUAUACCAUUCAGACCUAUAUCUCUACCAAAAUAUCACAGCAUCGCAAGACUUGUUGUUCCAAUAGCUAGAACCAACAAAUACUCAACAUGGCUACGCAUGGGAAAGACGAUCGUGUUGGUCGAUCUUCUUCGCUCUACCCAAGAUUACACCUGUUGCAAAUGCCGUUGGAGGUUCACUUCAAAAUCUUCUGUGAGCUAUGGGAAGAUCGGGACUUUGACCUCCUCAUGGUCAUUAAAGAUUACGAAGACAGACACAAUGACGAAAAUCCCAUCACUCUCGCCUCUAUUGCCUUUGUCCACUUCUCCAAUCGCCCAAACACACAUUGGCCGAAUGAAAAGAUACCUUGGGACAGAUAUGCUCCAUGCCUCAUCAAAACGGAGAUUCUUUGGUUCAAUCGGCGGAUACAUGGAGGCACUCGCAGCAACAAGAAUUAUUUUAACGUUUUCAACUUGAUGAUAUGUUGCAAACAGCUGUGGGAAGAAGGAAGUCUUGCAUACUGGCGCUUCAAGCAGCUGCAAAUUACGAUUUCCAGAGAAUUCGGAGAAAUCCCACUGGGUGACGAAGAAGAAUUUUCUAUGGCUCAAUGCACAAACAGCAAACUCUUGGGUGGCGUCAUUGGAGAGAGCGUUAGAAACUUGACACUGCGAUUCGACGAUAAAGUGUUGAACUGCCGUGUAACCCGUUGCGAGACUUUACCGGGCGUGAUGAACUGCAAGCGCCAUGCCGACGCCACUUUUAUGCCAAAACUUCAAUGGGCUCGAGACACCAUCAUGAAAGCCCUUGGGCUCUUUACCAAUGUCACAAGUCUAGUACUACUUAUCGAAAACAACCGUAUAUUCGACUUAUAUAACAACCUUGGAAUCUUUGGCGAAAUCAUGGACUACAUUAAAGAGGAGAGGCCCAUGAUCAAAGUAGUACGAAUCAAAGGAGGUCAAUGCGAGGAUCUUGUGAAGAAGUGGCAUCUUGAGCUUGAUGCUUCUGUGUCGGGGACCACCUGGUCCAUGAACCCUUGCGUUCCCACAUGUCAAUCGAAGAAAUAUAGCGACCAUGCAGACAAAUUCGAUGUGACACCGCGAGAAGUUGACCUGCGUCCAGAUUUUUCUUGAAAUCAGUUAUGCCUUUAAGAUGUGUGAGGAUACUGUGGAGGUCAUUUAGAGAUCGCAAAGCAAGGGGUUAGAUACGGCUAUAUGUGCUAAUGUGUGCUGCUAUUAUUCUACUGCUUCUACUGCUGCUAGCCGGAGGUUCUUAUACUGAGACCAAGCCAAAUUCCAGAAUGAUAUUAUUUACAACGCUGUCUGCCUUGCAUAAAUUUACAUAAGCUAUGAACCAG
This is a messenger RNA of Trichoderma asperellum CBS 433.97, 1352 nucleotides long. RefSeq lists its product as uncharacterized. Lineage: Eukaryota; Fungi; Ascomycota; Sordariomycetes; Hypocreales; Hypocreaceae. The record is from RefSeq and is a predicted model, not a curated record.